GAACCAAAAAAAACAAACCACAAAGCAUACAAUAAACAAAGAAACUCAAAGACACACAAGCAAAAAAGUCUUUAAAAACCUUAAAAUGGGGAAAGGAGGAAACUAUGUGACGGUGGCGGCUUCAGAGGUGGAGGAGCUACGGAGGAAGAACGGAGAGAUGGAAAAGGCUGUGGAGGAGAUGAGGAAAGAGAUGUUGCAGCUGUGGCGGAGGACGCAGGUGGCGGAAGAGGCGGAGGAGCGUCUCUGCUCUCAGCUAGCCGAGCUUGAAGCUGAAUCUUUAGACCAGGCUCGUGAUUACCACUCUCGCAUCAUCUUUCUCAUGAACGAGCUUUCUCGUCUCUCUUCCGACUCAGCCUCCGCCUCACCGUAGAACAGCACAUGUAGAUAUAAAGAUGAAGGUAGAACGCAAGCCAAAUUGCAAAAGACUAUUUAUCACUAGAAGCAUUUCACUAGACCUCCAAGACUGAACCGUCAACUGUAGAUAACUCAAAGUCAUCGAUAUAUCACAUCAUCUUCCGCGUCUUGUGAGAGCAACCCGAAAAUCACAACUACGGCAGAUAAAUCGAAUGUUGUUUAGAAGGUAUUUAAGACUCCUUUAGAAAAAGAAACCAGUUGUAUGAUAAUCUUGUUCGAGUGGUUAAAUUGACAAGUUUGAUAAAAGUUGUUUAAGACUACAAGUUUUUGUAGACUAUAUUUAAUCCAUGUGUCUCUGAAGGAGUUUAUAGUUCCA
Camelina sativa (false flax) is the source of this 730-nucleotide messenger RNA. Its product is annotated as protein RESPONSE TO LOW SULFUR 2. NCBI's taxonomy places the organism in Eukaryota, Viridiplantae, Streptophyta, Magnoliopsida, Brassicales, Brassicaceae. The record is from RefSeq and is a predicted model, not a curated record. Gene Ontology annotation, biological process: cellular oxidant detoxification.